Molecule: messenger RNA, 787 nt
Organism: Dentiscutata erythropus
Lineage: Eukaryota; Fungi; Glomeromycota; Glomeromycetes; Diversisporales; Gigasporaceae
Source: the annotation of a GenBank genome assembly
AUGGAUUUGACACAUACAUUAGUUUCUUCAAUUUUUUUAGAAACACAUUCAGAAAUAUAUUCGUUAGCUAAAGAAUUUAACCAACUUAAAACGUCCUAUCAAACAAGUAACGAUUAUGAAUUAGAAUUUAAAGAAAAAUUAGAGACGGAAGAAUCACCUUCUGAAAAUGUAGAACUUAGUGAUGUACAAGAUAAUAAAAAGAUGAAAGAUAAUGAAGAAAUUCAACAAUUCGAUAAUCAAAUUAUUACGCCAUUACAAAUCGAAACUUUUCAAAGAAUAUUUGCUCAACAUCCUAUUGAAGAAAAUAAUGAAGAGCCUGAAGUUAAUGAACAAUUAACGACUCUUCUAGAUCAGCAGGAGAAGGAUGCCUUUUUUUUAACACUUCGUACAUUAAUUUGUUGUAAAACCAAAAAAUGUUUAACCAAAAUUGAUCACGAAUUUGCAUUUCAAACAUUUGAUAAUAUUCGAAAAUUAUCAAAAACUGAAUAUAAUAUGGUUAUUUUAGGAAUGCUUCAUAUAAUGGCCCGUGGUAAAGAAACACAAUAUUUAACCGUUAAAUAUACUUUUAAUAAUAGCGAAAUUUGCGAGAAAGCCUUUCAGACUAUAUAUUCGUUAUCAGCUAAAAAAUGGAAAACCAUUCGUAGUCAUUACCAGGUUAAUGGUAUUAAACCUAUUGUACAUGCACUUUCGGGAAGAAGAUCUUACCAUGCUUUGUCAUUUUCAACUAUUUUAAAUGUACUUACAUUUAUUAUCAAUUAUGCGAAUUGCCAUGGGUUGCCGUCACCGG